UACGAAGUAAACGUUAGUGUACGAUGCGGAGUUAGAUCAGAUGCAACUUGUGGAUCCGUGACGAGAAGAUGAAAUGGUUUCCCUGAUCGGAUUUAUUAGUUUGGUGGGGAUAUUUACGCUCUGCAUUCUUCUUUUACUGAUAUUCUUACUGAGUUCCAAGAAGUCUCAACUAUGCGUAGAUGACGAUCAAACAAUUGAAAUUUUCAAAAUUAUAGAAGCUCUAAGAGAGAUCUGCCCCGUGGGUUCAAGUAGAGGUUGGUCACUUGUUGAUAAUCAUUGUAGUUUGAGAUGCUGGCAAAGAUCAUUUCCUUUCCAAUUUUUUGGAUCUCAAAUUAAUGUUUAUGCCAGUUCAACAAGAUUAAACGUUCCAACAGUGUGCGUAUUGAAUGUUAUUGCUGAUGUAACAACUUGGCCAGAAUGGGAUCCGGCUAUUCAUCAUCAUCCGUUACAGGCUGAAAUUUCGGACGAUGUCGACUUACAUGGAGAUUGCUAUAUGCAGUGUGACCAACUUGUUGCCAUGACUGUUAGCAACAAUCCUAAACCUGGAAUAUUAAUGCAUAGAUUUGGAAAUUUAGAAGAAAAUGGUGUUGGAUGGAUACUUCUGUGGCAUUUAAGUCAUCUUAACUGGUGCUUUUUCCUUGCUCAACCUCUAGAAACUGCUGGAGGUAUAGAAUCAAAUCAUUGUCUUUUAACUAUGAUCUCAGGGAAAAAUCCAUACUCAACAGCAAAAGAAGAUAUGGCUUUACAGUUAGCCACUAAAUUAAGGAAUCUAAAAGAUGCAAUAUCGAGAAGUCGUUUACAGAUCCGUCCAUUUGUUUUAGUGUCAUCUUUAUCGAACCUGAGUAAUCCACAUCUACCCACAAUACAGUCUGCUCUAAGUGAUCUCUCGGACAAACCUUGUGUCUUGCUAAGAUCAAGCAAAAAUUCACUGAAGCCAAGAAUACAGUCGGACAUAAAACAGAGCAAUGUUUUAUCGGUCGUACCAUUUUCAACUACUAAGCCCAUUACUCUCUUGAAUCUCAAAGGGUUUGUGUUGGUUUCAAAGAAACCUACCUUGAAAAUGGAGGAUAAGGAAAAUGAACAAUUGGAGAAAGCAAAAAUUAGAAAAAGACAGAAAAGUCAACUCAGAAGCAUUUGUCAAGAAGUUGAGAGUAAAGAAAAUAUUAAAAAUUAAUGUUUGAAGUGAUAUUACUUUGAAAGAAUAGUUU
This is a messenger RNA of Centruroides sculpturatus (bark scorpion), 1208 nucleotides long. RefSeq lists its product as uncharacterized. The transcript is spliced from 7 exons. Bases 74 to 1174 code for a protein of 366 amino acids. The record is from RefSeq and is a predicted model, not a curated record. Lineage: Eukaryota; Metazoa; Arthropoda; Arachnida; Scorpiones; Buthidae.